GCCCGACCGACUCUCACGCAGCCACGCGUCGCCGCUCUAUAAAAUCCUCGCACCUACUUUGUGCGCAGCCACAAGUGCGCAGGAAAAGCCAACGUAAACAUACAGGUAAGUUUGAACCGUCCCGGCCGCGCGUUCGAGCUUAGCGCAAUGGUGUUCAGCAGCGACGAAGCGACGACGAAGCCGACGCCGUUCCCGGACGUCCACAGGUGCGACGCGUCGGCCUCGCGCCGGGGUUCCCACACGGUGGUGUCCAGCCUCGGCGGCACGCUCCUCCGGUCGCGGAGCGCCUUCCCUUACUACGCGCUCGUGGCCUUCGAGACGGGGGGCGUCCCGCGGCUGGCGCUCCUCCUGCUGCUGGCGCCGCUCGCCGCGGCGCUCUCACGCGCCGUGUCCGAGUCCGCGGGGCUCCGCGUGCUGGUGUUCGCGGCCACGGCGGGCGCGCGCGUGUCGGACAUCGAGUCCGCGGCGCGCGCCGCGCUGCCCAGGUUCUACGCGGCCGACGUGCACCCGGCGGCGUGGCGCGUGUUCUCGGCGUGCGGCGGCGGGCGGAGGCUCGUGGUGACGGCCACGCCCAGGGUGAUGGCGGAGCCGUUCCUGCGUGACCAUCUGGGUGUGGAUGCCGUGGCCGGCACGGAGCUCGCGACGUGGCGUGGGCGCGCCACGGGGCUCGUGGACGCGCGCUGGGGCGGCGUGCUCGUUGGGGAGAGGAAGGCGGAGGCGUUGAGGGAGUUGGUCGGUGACGGGAACCUGCCGGACGUCGCGCUGGGCGGCCGGCCGUCGGACUACGAAUUCAUGAGAAUUUGCAAGGAGGCGUACCUGGUGCCGGACACGCCGGUGGAGGCCGUGCGCGCGGACAAGCUGCCGAAGCCGGUGCUCUUCCACGACGGCCGCCUCGUCCAACGCCCGACCCCUCUCGCCGCCCUCCUCGCCGUGGCAUGGUUCCCCUUCGCCUUCCUCCUCGCCUGCGCGCGCGUCGCCACAGCCUCGCUCGUCCCGAUGCCGUUCCUCUACCACGCCAUCUGCAGCCUGGGCGUGCGCAUCGUGGUCCGGGGCGCCCCCCCGCCACGGGCCGAGCGCGCCAAGGGACGCACGGGCUCGCUCUUCGUCUGCUCCCACCGCACGCUCCUGGACGCCGUCUUCCUCUCCGUGGCGCUCGGCCGCCCCGUGCCCGUCGUCACUUACUCCCUCUCCCGCCUCUCGGAGCUCCUCUCCCCGAUCCCCACCGUCCGGCUCACGCGAGACCGCGCCACGGACGCCGCCGCCAUCAGGGAACUCCUGGCCGAGGGCGACCUGGCCAUCUGCCCCGAGGGCACCACGUCCCGGGAGCCAUUCCUGCUGCGGUUCUCAUCGCUCUUCGCCGAGCUCACCGACCACAUCGUGCCCGUGGCCACGGACUGCGAGAUGAGCAUGUACCACGGCACCACGGCCAGGGGCUGGAAAGGGAUGGACCCCUUCUACUUCUUCAUGAACCCGCGCCCGCGGUACACCGUCACGUUCCUCGACAAGCUCCCCGCCGAGCUCACCUGCGGCGGCGGUGGCAGGUCCUGCCAUGAGGUGGCCAACCACGUGCAGAAGCUGCUGGCUUCGUCGCUCUCCUACGAGUGCACCGGCUUCACCCGGAAGGACAAGUACCGGGCGCUCGCCGGCAACGAUGGCAUCGUCACCGUCAACACGGCCAAGAAUUGAUCGAAGAGGAUAUCUGUUGCGGCAGUACAUAUAUAAACACGUACAGUACAGACGUCCUUAAUUAAUCGGACUGUAACUUCACUAGUACUGUUCUUGGAUGAACUGGGCAAUGAUUCGUUGAUCGAUCGAACGGUAUAUAUAUGUAUGUAAACACGAUGAGUUGAAACAGAGAAACAAAGAUCACUGAACAAAUGAUUUUAUUUCGAUUC
Brachypodium distachyon (stiff brome) is the source of this 1895-nucleotide messenger RNA. RefSeq names its product glycerol-3-phosphate 2-O-acyltransferase 6. Gene Ontology annotation, molecular function: phosphatase activity; glycerol-3-phosphate 2-O-acyltransferase activity. Lineage: Eukaryota; Viridiplantae; Streptophyta; Magnoliopsida; Poales; Poaceae. Gene Ontology annotation, cellular component: membrane. The transcript has 2 exons. The coding region runs from base 148 to 1686 and encodes 512 amino acids. Gene Ontology annotation, biological process: cutin biosynthetic process. The record is from RefSeq and is a predicted model, not a curated record.